AUGGAGCGCGCAGUGAAGCAGGCGCGGGGAAAAACCACUUGCCUAAGGACGCUCGACGUCGACGUGAACAUGCACGACCAAGUGAAAAUGAGCAACUUCUGCGUGAGCGUCACGUCGAGCGGCAGCCCGAGCGGCAUCCCCAACAACGGCUGCAACGUAAAUGUGCCAGCAUCAUCCCCAAACGUAACAAAUUAUGAACGCGGUCAGAACAGUUUCAUGGGACAAAGCGCGAAUGGCCACGAGUAUAAUUUACCGGCCAACCAAAAAAUGAUGAGUCAUCAGAGUGUUCCGCCCGGCCAGCACCCCAGCGGCAGCGCGGGCGAUUAUGCGGGCAGUUAUGGAGCUAAUUAUGACGCCAAUUGUGGGGGCAAUUAUGCGGGCCGUUAUGACGCCAAAUAUAACACCAAUUAUGACGCAAAUUAUGAGGCAAAUUAUGACGCCAAUUACGAUAGCAGCUACGAUAGCAGGGCGAACGAAAAUAAAGCGAACUGGCCGAGCGGGAACUCCCUGGGCAGCACACACAGCGCGAGCGGCAUGCACAUCGCACUGAAUAAUGGCCACCCGUCGUAUGUAACGGAUGGGGAACAGCUUUUAUGUCAGGCGAAACUUCUUGUGGGCAGAACAAAUUUUGACAGCGCGAGUAGCCCCAGCGGAAACGUGGCGCAGGCGGCGAACUGCGGCCCGGGCAGUUUGCAGUCAAGUGGGCACCAAGUUGCGCAGCAAAAAAUGCAGCAAAAAUUGCAGCCACAUUUGCAAUCACAUUUGCAGUCAAGUGUGCAGUCAAAUGUGCGGCCAAAUGUGCUUCCAAACGUGCCGCCAACUGUGCAGUCACCCCCCCGCGCGAGCAACAACGCGCACAACGUUAACCCUGAGCAGAAGAAUGCCAAUUUGUGCAACUACAGUUUGCAGCAAAACUCUCCGCUCAACCAGGAGCACCAAAUGUUGAGUGCACAGAAGGGUUACUGCCCGAGUAGUAGUAACGGCAUGGCGAACGGGAAUGGCUCUGGUAUGGCGAACGGGAAUAGCUCUGGCAUGUCGAGCGGGAAUAGCCCUGGCAUGGCGGGGGUGCCUUACCGCCCGCACGACAAUUUUUUAACCCCAAAUGUGCCCGGAAUGGGUGGAGCAAAUAUUUGCGCGUCGAACAGCGGCGCCCAAGGACACCCAAACGGCAUGGCAAAGGGCACACAACAAAAUCAGGGUGCCAUGGUGAGUAGCCAAAUGAAUGCCUGGAAUGGAAGUUACGACUUGGGGAAGGGCAACAGCACGGUUGCAGGGAGUAACGCUUUUCCCUAUGCCAAUAUUAUGAACGGUGAAGGUGGAAAAAUGGGGGAAGAAAGCGCAAGAGCAUCGGGAGGCAAUUACCAAGUCGCGGUGAAUAACUACGAUGGUAGUUACGUUAGCAAAAAUUACGGCGGAAGUGGUGGUGGUGGUGGUAAUGGCCAUGGCAACCUUGGUGCAAGUUGCGCUGGCGGGGCCAACGACCCCGGCGGGAACAGCCACAGCCGCGCUGUUAGCAGCGGUGCAUGCAGGAGCAGCCAAUAUAAGGGCAACCUGACCCCCCAGCAGAAUAACAACAGCAGUGUGGGGCUAAACAUGAGUGGCAAAAAAUCUGAACACAUUUUGCAGAGCAUUAACAAAGUAGUAAGUGCAAGUGGCAAGGUGGAGAUGAUGGUGGAUGUUCCACAGCAGGGGGGUCCCAUAUUGAAUAACAUCGAGGUGUUAAGUGACUACAGUAAGGUGCAAGGCAAUUUUCGAGGGAGCGAGACUAGUGCACUAUCUUUUUCUAGUGUGAAUAAGAACGGUGUUAAGUUUGUCGACCCGCGGAAAGGCGCCGACGGUUAUGUGGCGGUGAGCGGUAUUGGCAGUGGAAGCGGCAUUGGUAGUGGCAGCGGCAUUGGCAGUGGCAGCGGCAUUGGCAGUGGCAGCGGCAUUGGCAGUGGCAGCUGUAUUGGUAGUGGAAGCGGCAUUGGCAGUGGCAGCGGAGUAGGCCCCUACACCAGUGUGCCAAAUUUUAGCAGCGCAGCGGAUCACGGCAAGCAAGUGAUGGAGGGUAGUAGCACACACGGCUCUACACUUGACGCCGCAGCUCACCAGUCGAAUUUGUUAAGCAAUCACACGGGAGGAGCUCUCCCCGGAAGUAGUAACAUCGAGAACAGCUUCAGUGCGGGCGGCUCCAACCUGAUCAACCAAACGGGUAGCUCCUGGACGAUGCAAAACGGUGGUGGGAGCGGUAGCGGGGUUGGAAGUGGGAGCGGCCUCUACGGUGCAGGAAGCACCCCCGCGAGCAAUUUCCCCAGUGGCCUACAUGGUUCCGCGCAGGUCCCCCAAAAGAUAGGAAACUUCACCAGGGGGAAUGCCAACGACCCGACCAGCGGUAGCAGCGGUGGUGGGCACGCCAGCGACAACCAUGCGAGUUACGCGAAUCAUGCGAAUUUCGCGAAUGGAAAUGUGAUGAGCAGUUACCACAGCCACGUCCACGGCAACUUGAGCAGCACUUUUGCGAGGGACAAUGCUGAGUUGGUAAUGAACGCAAGGAACGACGAUAAGAGCGGUGAGGGCGGUGACGCCUUUUUUAAUGGGAGCAGUGGCCACUUAGGUGGCGGGCUGCGAGCGGGGCACCCCGGCAGUUACGCGAAUGUGCAGGGUAGCGCGUAUGGAAGCGGUCAUGCAAGCGGUCAUUCAAGCGGCCAUGGUACCGCUCACAUCAGCAGCCACGGCACCGCCAUCCCAAGUGACAUGUCCAACGUGUCCGCCAAAAAGGCGAACCAGCAGUUUAACGUGAUGAAAAAUAUGAACAUGAUUCAGUCGAGCAGCUACCCGGCGAACGGAACUAACAAGCACGACGUGCAAGUGAAUAACAUGGGUGGCUACCACCAGCCGCAUUCCAUGAAAGAGGUCAACAGCGGCAUGACCGGUGUGCACCCCGGUUCGGUUGGCGGCGCCAUGGUGAGCGGCGGCCUGGCGAGCAACGUCAUGGCGAGCAACGGCCAAGCGACCCACUUUAAUCCCUACGGCAAGGUCAACAACAACAGCGCCGACGCGGCGAAAGGAGGAUCCUACCCUGAAAGCGGUUCCCUAAAUGGAAGCAAAUUUCUAAGCGGCAGUGAGUACCUUAACGGUAGUAGCGCCCUCGGCAGUGGCGCCCUCAGCAGUGGCACCUUCAGCAGUGGUACCACUCACAGUAGCAGUUUAAGUGCGCAGAAGAUGAACGAAUCCGCCAAGGGCAUUUCAUCCCCAGCGCACGGCACAAACGGGAGCUACAAUGCGAAAAAGGCAUUUUACGGUUCCAAGGCGAACACAUCGAAUUUGUAUUCGCCCAAAGGAGGGGAGUACCCCAUGAGUGGCGGGGCGGUCAAGGGCUCAGCUGGUAUGUACGCAGGUGGUCAUGGGGGGAGCAGCGGAAUGGGCACUGCCCCGAUGAGUGCCCCGAUGAAUGAUCCCGUGAAUGCCCCCGUGACUGCUUCUGUGAGUGGGCCCAACGGGCAGGUGAACAGCCUGAACAGCGCGCUGACCAACACUGCGAACGAAAUUGAUCACCUCACGAACAACCUGACCAACACCCUCUCAAACAGCAUGACCAACCACAUCACCAAUAACUUGCAAAUCGUCCACAACAAUCACAUCACACAAAAAAUUAACAACAAUAUAUCCAUCAAUUUAUCCAGCGGGAUAAAUGGCAUGAAGAAUGUCAACCUGGCCAACAUCAACAGUUUUAAGAAGAAUGUUUUUGGCCCAGCCAGCGGGGGGGAUGUGCCUCCCAUAGGGGGGGUGCCUCCAAUGGGUGAAGUGAACAGAAGUGCUUCAAAGGUGGACUCUCCGGAGCAUUUCACCGACUCUGUGAAGUUCUCCCUGGCCAACAGCGGCGGAGGUGGCAGUAGCUAUGGCAGUGCCUAUGGCGGUAACAGCGUGUACGCGGGGGAAGCCGCGGCCGGGAAGCGCAGUGGCACGCUGCCCAGUUAUUACCACGCGAAUGGGGGGGGCGGCAAUGGGAGCGCCGUUACUGGGAGCGGCGUGCAUGGAAGCGGCGCCAACUACGAUCUGCUAAAAAUGAUAGCCAAGGGGAACAACCUGAACCCAGGCGACGCAAGAAAGGGCUUGGCCAUGCAGAGAAGAGGGGUGCUGGACUCAGGCGCGGCGAGCCCCUACGGAAACGCGGACAAGUUUAACGGCUCAGGCUCGCGCAGCUUAGUGGCCACGAGCAGCAUUGCCCAGUUGGGCCUGAUGGGGAAGGGGGCCAGCGGUAUGAGCGGUGUGGGCGGUGUGGGCGGCGUGAACAGUGUAAGCGGCAUGAACAGUGUAAGCGGCAUGAACAGUGUAAGCGGCAUGAACAGUGUAAGCGGCAUGAACAGUGUAAGCGGCAUGAACAGUGUAAGCGGCAUGAACAGUGUAAGCGGCAUGAACAGUGUAAGCGGCAUGAACAGUGUAAGCGGCAUGAACAGUGUAAGCGGCAUGACCAAUAUGAAUGGCAUGACCAGCGUGACCACUUCCAUGUACAACCAUUUCCAAGAUGCUCCCAACCAGACUGCCGUGAGGAGCCCCGUGAAAAUGAAGCACGCAACUGCGAAUGUAAUGAGUCCGGGUGGCAGCAUGAACGACCAGGUACAUAAUAGGUAUGCCCAAAACGGCGCAAGUGGUGGUGUGGGCUCGAACCACCUAAUGAUGAACGAGUCGACACUGAACAGUCAGAUAAUGGGGAUGAACAGAAAUGGAGGCCUACCGGAAGACAACGGGCAGAAUGGCUACCCAGCAGAGGUGAACACAAAUCAUUUAAGUAGAGACUACAUAAUGAAUAAAGAAAAUUUAGAGGCACAUUUGGGCCAAAAGGGUGAGCUGUUAGGUUCGCCCAUGGGGGGUGGUAGGGGGUCUCCUCCCCACUUGGAUAAAAAUGAGUUUCCCUAUAUGGGGAAAAAAAAAAAUUUCAAUGACUUCAAUGAUUUUAAUGAGAUGCACAGUGGCAGUGGUAUAAUGGCUAGCUCGAAAAGGGGCACCACCCAGCUGAACAAGGUGAUGCAGGCUGGCAACCUCGUUAGCAGCAGUGGCGAUAGCGAAGCGGUGAAGGCCAUGCACAGGGGUACCAACAACUUGCCAGGCAUGCACAGCACAAAUCGGGUGAACACGUCUGAGGUGAAUGGCGGGGUCGGUUUGAUGGGCUCCCGCGGCGGUGCCACCAGUGGGUUGAGCAGCCCCAACCACGUGGCUAUGGUGAAUGCGGUGAAUGGAGCUAAUGGAGCGUUCCCCGCGGAGAAGGAAAACCUGCGGGCGCAAGACGUGGGCAGGAUGUACAGCAAGGGCGCCGCGAACUACGGGCAGGCGACGAUGCAGCACGCCGGGGUCAGCGAUGGGUACGGCGGAAGCGUCCGAAGUGGUGGUAUUGGCAGUAAUUUUAAUAUGAACGUGCUGGGCGGCCAAGUCGAUCCGAGCGUGAAGAGCAUACAUGUUGGAAGUAACCUCCACCCCCAUGGGGAGCUAUACACCGGUAAGUACGCCGCUUCAAAUGAUGCGAAUAAAUAUGUGUAUGGCAGUAGGGACAACGGAAAUGUGGCGAACUAUUCGUAUGGAGACCACGGGGGGGUGAGUCCCCAUGCUGGUGGAAACUACCCCGGAGUGAAUCUUAACCAACCCAACAGUGGAAGUUUCCCCAAUUCGUAUGAAGGUCUGCCCGAAAAUGGCAAAAGCGGACUUGGGCAGCACGGGUUCAAUCAGGCAGUGGACGUCGUCUCCCCCUCCAACGACAAGAAGAAUCCCAUCAACUUAAAAAAUAUCAUCAACAUUAAUAAUAAUUUUAAUAUGCUAAUGAAUAGUAUGAACAUGGAUGGGGUGGGGGGACUAAUCGGCAUGGAGGGCAACCCCAAGGGGGGGAGCGGCAAUUCAAUGGGGGGGAGCAACAACCCGAAGGGUGGUUACUAUAUUAGCAGGAGUGGUGGCCCCGUCGGUAGUGGCACAAAUAGCCAGCUGUACAAGGACGGCAUGAAUGUGGCGUAUAAGCCUGGGAGUAACUUCCCGAUGAAGGGAAGCAACACUGCCGCUGUUGGGUCCUCCACGGGGUCCUCCCCCUCCGGUGGGUAUAGCAGAAUGGUGAAGGAGAGCAACGGGAAGAAUAACGCAGUUGGUGUGAUGCAGGGACAGUUGGAGGUGAAAAAUAAUGGGGCAGCAAAUGGCAUGGGGAUGAAUUACUCCAUGCAGAAUGUACUUAGCAAGGGUGGCAAUUUGAGUCAUCCUGGGAAUGGGCCAGGCAUUAUGCCCUCCACUGCCUCCUCCGGGGGAAUCAAUUUGGAGAGCCCAAACAGUUUGCUCUACAGCAUAGGUAGGAAUUUGCAUCUGCAGGAUGUUGCCAAGGUGAAGAAGUCGCGGGUGGAGUCGAAGGCGGAGUCGAAGUCAAAGUCGAAGCAGAAGUCGUCCAAGUCGACAGCUGUAGGUGCCAUUCUGUUUGAAGACAGCCCCAUGUCGAUGGGCGGAGCGAAUGCGCUGGGCAGCGCAGGUGCGAAUAGGAAGAACGGUCUCGAUUACAAAGUGUAUGGUAAAAAUGGCGAGGAAGUCCUCACCUAUAACGGUAAUGGGAAUGGCCUCAUCGACCGGGAUGUACAGCUAGCCAAUAUGGCAAUGCGACAGAACAGUCAAGAGAUGAAAUCUAUAUAUGCGAAAGGAUCCUACAAGAGAAAAAAAGCCGAUGGUGUAGCCAAAUCGAAUGAAGAACAGAUGAAUGCUGCGGAUGUGUUGGCUAGUCCCAAGAAGGCAAGGAAGAAGAAGAGUGACCAAGUGAACUUUUCCUCGGGGUCAUCCAAUAAUGAGACAGCAUUGAAGGCCCCCCAGAUGGAAAUGAACAGUAGGAAUGAUCCCUAUUGGAGUUCGAAGCUACAUAAGGGCAGUGACUCUACGGGUGAAUGUGACAACAGUACGAGGUACAUGCCCAACGGACAGUCGUGCAUUGAAAUUGCUGACGAGGAAGACACCACGAUUGGGGACGGUGCAGGGGAAAAAAACGCGGCCUAUGUGGAAGCAUCUAAUGAGUGUAGAAUUGCCAGCGAGGGUUAUAGUACACCGGGCGGUGGCGCUGGUAGGAAGUACAACCAGCAGAGUGCUGAUGAGCAGCGCGUAGCCCACGUGGAUGCAGUGGCAGGGGGGUCAGAGAGCAGCAGCAGAGUGGCGGGCGCGCCGAAGGGCGCAGGCAGUUUCAAGCACGAAGGUCCAAAUGUUCAGAAUGAGCAGUCAGGGGAAGGAAGUACUAACGGGGCAUCCGCAGCAGCCGUGGCCGCCUCCGGCGCAGGGUGCACUGCUCCCCCCCCCGGGGGGACAUCUCAAUGGGGAACCCAUUUCAGCAAGCCAAAUGACAAGUGUGUAGUCGGUGAUUCCCACCGAAGCAGCGGAGUUGAUAGGGGCAACCACCAAGCGGAGGACCUCACCUCUGCGGAGGAGAAGCCCAGCCUGAUGAAUAACCCCAGUGUAAAUGAUGCAAAGGAUGAGCAGAGUAUCACCGAGAUGAGCAUUGCCAUGUCGCUCAAAAACAUAGAGGAGACCAUUACCAAGUACAAUGAAUUGGGAAAAGCGAAGGGCCCGCAAAAUGGGGAAAACGCCACCGUGGUAGGUGUGGAUAAUGCCAUUUUGGCUAGCCAGAGUGCCAACUGGGUCAGUGACAAAAGGGAUGGACACCCAAGCGCCAAGGACUGUGGCCGUAGUAUUUAUUCCACCAUAGAAGAAAUGUUUAGCGAACCUGUAGGCAGUUCGAAUGAGGUGCGUGAGGGCAGGGCGGGCAGCCGGGAGGAGAGCAGCCCGAGCGGUGAUGCUGAUGGGAAAUUCGAUGCGGCGAACGAAUCACACCAGACGGAACAAGGGGCAGCGCGCAGAUGCGCCCUCGAGGGGAACAUCGCGUACGAUAGGAUACGGCUGGACGAUAUUAGUAAGGUGAACUGUGACGAGCUGUAUUUCGGCAGCGGGGGGGAUCACCUGGGAGAUGGAAAAGGAGCGGCAUAUGGUGAAGAGGCUAAAGAGGAGGACGUGGCAUGCCUGACGCAGACGGGACAGGGCGAUAGCAGCACCGCCUUUACGAAUGACGCGAGGGGCAGUCAAAAUGUCAUUCUCUCCGUGUAUAAUUUAGAGGAGGGGGAGAAAUUCCACGUAACCAAUAGAGCCUACAACAUUUUUGAAGAACAGAAAGAGGGGGGUGAAAAGGCGAAGGGGUUUGAGGAAGGUGGUAGCACUACAAGCGAACUGGAUGAGGAGAAUCGGGAUGGCGAGGAACAGCAUGAGGAGGGCACUAUGCAUUGUGCGCCUGGGAGAGUGGCGGAAAGUGGAGGCCGCGCGUUCGACGUGGAAGAAAAUUCCGUUCUCGAGGUCAGCGAGGUGAGCGAGGUCAGCGAGGUCAGCGAGGUCAACGAGGUCAGCGGAGAUGAUGGCACCCUCAUGGGGGAGGAGGCCAUUGAGAAUGGCUGUAAUGAGAAUGGCGGCAGUGGGGAUGCCGGACGUGAGGACAAAAUUGCAGACGAGCGAGCGGACGGAGACGCGACACCCCGAACCGAAACCGCGAGUGGAAAAAGAAGCAAUGUCCUGGAAGUGCACAAUUUUAGGGCAGAGCACCCGAACAAGCCGCAAAAGCUGACGCUCGUUUUGAACCAGAAGGUGAUAGACGAGCUCGAGGUGGUGUACCAGAGAAUAAAAAAAGUGAAGUGUGCUGAUGGAGACCAAAUAAACUUCAGUGCUUGUAGAAAGAUUAAUCGGGAAGAAUUCGAGGCAAUAUGGAGUUACCUAGCCGGCACCCUGGACGGGAGUUGCGCGAAAAACAGGAAAUUAAAAAUCGUUAAAGUUGUCCGGUCGACUAUGCUGCAGCAGGUUUUUUACGAGAAGGGAGACAAGCCUAAAGUGAUCACGCUCGAUUUUCAUGUGAACUCCUCCGGCGAAAUGUGCGAUGUCCAGGGCGGAAACCUCGUUCAUAACAAGUGA
Plasmodium vivax (malaria parasite P. vivax) is the source of this 8934-nucleotide messenger RNA. RefSeq lists its product as hypothetical. The record is from RefSeq and is a predicted model, not a curated record. The transcript is spliced from 3 exons. NCBI's taxonomy places the organism in Eukaryota, Apicomplexa, Aconoidasida, Haemosporida, Plasmodiidae. The coding region runs from base 1 to 8934 and encodes 2977 amino acids.